Molecule: messenger RNA, 2354 nt
Organism: Alternaria infectoria
Lineage: Eukaryota; Fungi; Ascomycota; Dothideomycetes; Pleosporales; Pleosporaceae
Exons: 4
Biological process (GO): proteolysis
Molecular function (GO): calcium-dependent cysteine-type endopeptidase activity
Source: RefSeq, a predicted model, not a curated record
CCUCGACAGUUAAUGGCUUCAAGUUUCCACCUUGGGACAAGACUCCAUCUGCGGAUGAAUUCGUGUCGGAAGGCGAGGCUGCCUACACGGAUACGCGAGAUCUGAGUCUGUCUUCAUACCAACAGCAGUUCUUUCUCGGUUGGCUGCGUGCCAAAGAAGCUGUGCCGCCACCCUCGCAGUUCCCUAACGGUAGGGCUGGUAUCGGGCCCUUGAUGUCUAGCACGAGGCCUCUCGAUCUUGUACAGGAUGCAGCUUCAGAUUGCUCGGUGGUCACAAGCUUAUGCGCUGGUAUUGCUCGCUCAGAACGCGGUCACGAUCAGAUGCUCACGAACAAGAUAUAUCCAUAUGACAAGCACCUUGGAAAGCCGUUAACCUCAUCUAAUGGCAAGUACAUCGUACGACUCAACUUCAACGGCUGUUGGAGAAAGGUGGUUAUCGAUGAUCGACUACCAGUCUCAAAGACACAUCGUCUGCUUCAUGUCUUCGACCGCCGUAAUCCAGCCCUCUUAUGGCCAGCACUACUUGAGAAAGCAUACCUGAAAGUUCGCGGCGGUUACGAUUUCCCUGGAAGCAACUCGUGCAGUGAUCUCUGGACCUUGACGGGCUGGAUACCAGAACAGGUCUUCUUGCAAGAGGCCGAUACGGUUCCAGAUCAGAUAUGGAAGCGCAUACACAACGCCUUCCUGUACGGCGAUGUUCUGGUCACAGCAGGUACUGGCAAGAUGUCGACCAGGCAGGAGCGUGAACUUGGUCUCGAGGGCCAACACAGUUACGUCGUGCUGGACAUGAGGGAGACGGAGCAUGAUCGUCUGUUGCUUAUCAAGAAUCCAUGGGUCGAAGGCAAAGGCUGGCGCGGUCCUCGCCCUUCGGCUGUGACGGCCAUGGAUCCGCCUGCGUCUACCUCCAGUCGUGGUUCUAAUUACAGCCUUGAGAGUUAUCACAGGGAUAGUGUCCCCACUCAGGAUCGGCCGCAUCCGACGACAUUCUGGAUUGGAUUGGAGCAGGUCAUACAACACUUCGAGAGCCUGUAUCUGAAUUGGAACCCUGGUCUUUUCCGCUAUCGACAAGACAUUCAUUUCGAGUGGAACAUAGAGUCAUCGUCGCCAGGCGGUUGCAUUGUCAAGCAUCCACAAUUCGCCUUUACGUCCAAAGGUGCUGGACCUGUAUGGUUUCUUCUUAGUCGCCAUUUCCGGGACGUACCAGCAGUCACCAAAGAGGAGUCAGAUGCGUUCAACGACGGAAGCAUUCGUCCCGACACUCAAGUCAACACCCAAGGGGAUGCACCGAAGGGAUACAUGAGCAUAUACGUUUGCAACGGCCAGGGAGAACGCCUAUACAUGAAGGACACAUACCUGGAAUCGAGCGACUACGUUACUACACCGCAAUGUCUUCUUCGCAGUGACGCGGAUGCCAACUCGACAUACACAGUGGUGAUCGAUCAAGAUGACUUACCUCCAUCACUGUACACUUUCUCCUUGUCUGCGUUUGCGAACUUUCCGAUUACGCUGGAACAGGCGGCGCAGCGGUACCCGUUGCAGAAGACUGAGGAAGGUGCAUGGACCAGGCAGACGGCCGGUGGUGGUACAGACUCAUCGAAAUAUUUCGACAAUCCUCAGUAUUCGCUCACUGUCCGCGAGCGUAGCUCGCUGGCCAUCUUACUCACCAGCACGAACCAUGAACAUCCCCUACACGUCAAACUUGCUCUAGGAUACGGAAAGAGGUUAUAUCGCUUGCAGAGUCGCGAUGUGCUAGCAGACUCGGGUGACCAUCGCAGUGGAUGUGUCCUCGCAGAGAUCAAAGACCUUCAACCAGGCUCCUACACAAUCAUUUGCUCCUUGUUUGAAGCUGGUCUGACUGGUGACUACCAACUCGGAGUUGACAGCACAAGCGAGGUGGUGUUGAAGCAAGUGCCGCGCGACGGGGCGGGAUUGCUCUCGAUGAAGCUCGCUCCGGCGUGCUUUGGUGCCAGCAUACAUAAGGUUGCUGCCCCAUUGUGGCCUAGGCGCUUAGCUUCGUAUACCAUCAUCGCCAGAUUCUCGAAAGCAACGAGCCCUCGCGCUGUCGAUUUGGGCAAGCUAGCGCGCAGUCCGUUCCGAUUGAGUGUCGAGAUGGGUCGAGGCCCGGAGCGCAAGUUCAUCAUCGCAAGUGAGCAAGGAGAGUACUCUGACACUGCUACGGUUCGGUCCGAGAGCGUCAACAUCGAUCCGAAGCUCGGGAUGCAAGGCGAACUAUGGCUCGUUCUUGAUAGGCUGUCAGGCUCUGGGGGACCGGUAGAGGAAUGGUACGAUGUGGAAAUCUACACCGACACGCCCAAGGCCUGCGAGAUUGGCGUAUGGCGGGAAUGGGAUGAUUGA